GUGCUUGCGAGCGUCUCCCGUCAGAGGACGCACCGGAGGACCGGAGCGGCAACAUGGCUGCAGACUACUGGGAGCCAGAGAGACCCGAGAAUCUGUCGGACUGAACCGAGCCAAAGACAACCCGGGACGGACCGGGACAACCCCCCUCCCCGGUGUGGUCUCCAGGCUGGCUGCUCCGCCCCCCUCAGCAUCACGCCCCCCCCGCCCCCCCCCUCAUGGAGAGGAUGAGAAAGAUCAAACGGGAGCUAUCAUUCACCCUGGGGAGGGGAGGGGCCGGGGGAGGGGACCGGACGCUGAGUGACACCGUCAACCAGGAAGUGAAAUCACACAGUGACUCGGAGGUGGCGUCUCUUCGCGGUUCUUCUGGAAGUUUGAAGGUUCGAGCUUCGUCUUCAUCAGUUCAGUCUCUUCUUCAGUCGUACAGCAGCUCGCUGAGGAAACCCGGAGGCCUCGGCCGAAGCCUGAGCUCCUACCUGAACCACACGGCUCGACUGGAGAUUGUCCACGAGGACGUAAAGAUGAGUUCAGAUGGAGAAAGUGAUCCGGCUUCUUCUCUAGACAACGUUCAGAGUCCAGUUAGAGUGAGACUGAGAAACAAGAAGAUCUCCACUGAGGACAUUAACAAACGACUUUCAUUACCGGCCGACAUUCGUCUUCCGGACGGUUAUCUGGAGAAGUUUAAUCUGAUUGGCCCAGCUCUGUUUGAGCAGCCAAUCAGCAGACGGCUGCGUAGAGUGUCUCUGUCAGAGAUUGGUUUUGGGAAACUGGAGACGUACAUCAAACUGGACAAACUGGGAGAGGGGACUUACGCUACAGUGUAUAAAGGUCGCAGUAAACUGACCGAGAACCUCGUGGCCUUGAAGGAGAUUCGAUUGGAACAUGAAGAAGGAGCUCCAUGUACUGCUAUCAGAGAAGUGUCUCUGUUAAAGGAUCUGAAACACGCCAACAUCGUCACGCUUCAUGACAUCAUCCACACGAAGAAGUCCCUCACACUGGUGUUUGAGUAUCUGGACAAAGAUCUGAAACAGUAUCUGGACGACUGUGGAAACGUCAUCAAUAUUCACAACGUCAAACUCUUCCUCUUCCAGUUGUUGAGAGGUUUGUCGUACUGCCAUCGGAGGAAGGUCCUCCACAGAGACCUGAAGCCCCAAAACCUGCUGAUCAACGAGCGAGGGGAGCUCAAACUAGCAGACUUUGGUCUUGCACGAGCAAAAUCAAUCCCAACAAAGACGUAUUCUAAUGAAGUGGUGACGCUCUGGUACCGACCGCCAGACAUCCUGUUGGGCAGCACUAACUACUCCACUCAUAUCGACAUGUGGGGUGUUGGUUGUAUCUUCUAUGAGAUGACGACAGGUCGACCUCUGUUUCCUGGUUCCACAGUGGAGGAGGAGCUUCACUUCAUCUUCAAACUCCUGGGUACUCCCACAGAGCAGAGCUGGUCUGGGAUCAGUUGUAAUGACGAAUUUGUUGCGCACAACUAUCCUCUCUACCGAGCAGAGAGACUGAGUAACCACACUCCCAGGCUCAGCACUGAAGGAGUGGAGCUGCUGUCAAAGUUCCUGCAGUUUGAGGGGAAGAAGCGGAUUUCAGCAGCCGAGUCAAUGAAUCAUCCGUAUUUCAGUAACCUUGGAAACAGAGUGAUGGCGCUCCUCGACACAACGUCCAUCUUCAGUCUGCCAGAAAUUCAACUGGAAAAAGAAGCAGUCAGACCAACAGUCACCUCUGAUCCAGUGAACAGUCCGACCAAGAGGCGUGGCCUGCUACUCUGACAUCACAGUGGAGGCGUGGCCUGCUACUCUGACAUCAUAGUGGAGGCGUGGCCUGCUACUCUGACAUCACAGUGGAGGCGUGUUCUAAUCUUCUGAUAUCUUCAUGGAGGCGUGGUCUGAUCUUCUGACAUCAUCUUGGAGGCGUGGUCUGAUCUUCUGACAUCUUCAUGGAGGCGUGGUCUGAUCUUCUGACAUCAUCUUGGAGACGUGGUCUGAUCUUCUGACAUCAUCUUGGAGGCGGGAUCUAAUCUUCUGACAUCUUCAUGGAGGCGUGGUCUGAUUUUCUGACAUCAUCUUGUAGGCGUGGUGUGAUCUUCUGACAUCUUCAUGGAGGCGUGGUCUGAUCUUCUGACAUCUUCAUGGAGGCGUGGUCUGACCUUCUGACAUCUUCAUGGAGGCGUGGUCUGAUCUUCUGUCAUCUUCAUGGAGGCGUGGUCUGAUCUUCUGACAUCUUCAUGGAGGCGUGGUGUGAUCUUCUGUCAUCUUCAUGGAGGCGUGGUCUGAUCUUCUGUCAUCUUCAUGGAGGCGUGGUCUGAUCUUCUGUCAUCUUCAUGGAGGCGGGUUCAGGAACAAAAAAAACUGAAAACAACAGAGGUGAUGGUGAUUUUUAUCUUCUCUCAAGGAGUAAAACAAGAACAGGGAUUAGAAGAAGAAAUUAUGUUAAUAAGAGAAGAAGAGACAAAAAUGGCAGCUUGCUGUUGAUUAAUGCAAUAAUGGAUCACAACAGCCAUCUGACCAAUCAGCUUCCGAUUCACUUCAGGACAUCACUGGUGAACAGAUGAGUUACAGAUGUUGGAAAUCUGUCUUCCAUUUGCCAAUUCAACACAAAUAACUGUUGAAUAAUACCUGAAGGUAUCCCCUUGUGGACACCUGCAACGUGUGCAGCUCUGUUAGAGUACACUAAUAACUACCUUUGUUUUAUUUUAAAAGCAGAACUAAACCAUCAAAGUUUAGCAUCAGUUCAGACAGGAAGUGCUGCAGACAGGAAGUGCUGCAGACAGGAAGUGCUGCAGACAGGAAGUGCUUCCCACCUGUUUGGUCUUCUGAAUAUGUACUGAAUGUGACUAAAGUAGCAGGAAAGAAUUGGUGAACGUUUUAAUUUUUUUAAAUUCUUAAUAGGUUUGGAGCUGCUGUUUGUGUUCAUGCCACAGUAUUAUAUUUACAACACAGUAUUUGUAGUACAGUAUUGUAUUUACAGUACUACAUUUAAAGUACAGUACUACAUUUACACUUUAAUGUUAUUUCUUAUAAAACAGACUGAAAGUCUUUUGUUUCUAACGGAAAUCUGCAGAAAAGAGUUUUACUAUGUUUUAUUAUCAAAUUGUGAAACUGGUUUCUGCCGUUCUGCAUGUGUGUCGUACACUCAGACUGUAUACUGUAAUAAUGGUCAUAUGCGUAGGAAUACUGUACUUGUAUAUACAGUUCUACUUUAAGUCUGCAGUGAACAGCUGUGAGCGGUUUUCUCCAUGCUCAUCAUUUUGUUUUUAUUCAGAAAUCUGAAGCAGUAGAUGUCAGCAGAGCCUCAGUAACGUCCACUUAUCUGAGACGGGGCGGGGCUUAUCUGAGACGGGGCGGGGCUUCAGCGUGGUUUACAUGUGCGUGAAGGCACAACUUGGCGAUCACGUGACUGUCUCAAAUAUUCACUGAUAAAAACACUAUUUACAUGUCUGAAGAUCAAAUAUAAGAAGAUCCGUUAGUUUUUAGAUGCUUUAGAAACAGGAAGUGCUAAACACAUUUUUAGUCGAAUCAAAUAGUUCACAGGAUGUGGAACCUGUGUUUCUAUACAAUUCAUGUAAUGCUUGAGGCUCGCACUCCUCUGAGACGUGGGCGGGGCUUAUCUUACACUGGGGGCGGGGCUUUGCCGGCAGUUUGAAGUAGUUUUUCUUUUUAAACAUUUUUGAGUAGUUUCUUAGUAUUGUUUGUUGUAUUGUCGGGUUUUUGGAGCACGAAGAUAUUUCAAACAACUGUUUUUAGCGGAAGAGAGAUAUUCGCAAUAGAGAAAUAUCGAUCGGAAUACAAUAGUGAUUGAUCAGUUAAUAAUCGGCUGUAGAAGUGACAAACGUUUGUAUAUGAAUGGUUAGAAAUAUACAGCGGCCAUGAAAAUAAAUCAUAUUGAUUGCUAGUGGAUUAAUGUGUUGCUAAGUAGUCGAACUCUUUGAUGUCCAACUGAAGAUAUGCUUUUGAGUCCUACUCGGAGAGAGGAAACAUUUCCAAAGUGAUAGAAUUAUAGAAAUAUAGAGAAUAUAAACAAGAGGUAACAGCAUUAAUAUAUCGGCAAUCAAAUAUUUAAUCUUUAAUAUAUUUAAUUAUUUAGGUUUAUGUGUGACUUUAAAGUAUCUUUCUGUUGCUCAGCAUGAACAUAUUUAAAUUCUAAUUGUUGGAGAAGGAAAUCAGAGACGGGAUGUCACAGGGGGCGGGGUCACGGGGGGGCGGAGUCAGAGGGAAGCGCUGAUGAUGCCGAAUGUGACUCCAAACUCUUGAUGCGGGCGCUUGUUUAUUAUAGUUUAUUAAUUAUUACAGAUCCUUUUUAGUGUUGUUCCUCAGCUGCUGCUUAAACGUCCUGAAGGUAAAAACUAGACCCUUCUUCAAAGGUCAAAGGUUUUCUGGAUUUAGUUUUCAACAAGAGGAUUUGAUGUGAAACGGUUUGACUCAGACCAGAGGGAUCCAGUUCACUCGGUAGACCUGGUUCAGGAGCAGGUGGCUGAGAUGUGAUGGAUUGAGUCUGUUCUGAAACCAAAGUGUCCCCGCCACACCGGUGACACUCACUACAGGAAGUCCCCCCUACAGGAAGUACGUCUCCCCCCCCCCCCCUACAGGAUCUCCCACUGAGAGGAACCCGGUGGGAGAUCCUGAACCCAGAUGAGAAGUGAUUUCUGUGUUGUCGACACGUGUUCACAUAACGUGUUUCCAGUCUCUGUGCAGUUCCUUCCGAGGGAGGUAGACGGCCCAUGAUUGGUCUGUUGAGAGGACGGCGGGCGUCUCCUUGUAUGUCUGAGCCGGCUGAGACCCCCUGUGGUGCUGCUCCACAUCUCUGACUCUUUAAGUCUGUCCAGCUUUCUUCAUGAUGGUCUGGUUUGAGAUCGUCAGUAAACCUGCAGAGACACUUCAACCAGCAGUUCAUGAAACUAAUGUCCCCCUUGAGACUAAUGUCCCCAUGAGACUAAUGUCCCCUUGAGACUAAUGUCCCCAUGAGACAAGUGUCCCCCUUGAGACUAAUGUCCCCCUUGAAACUAAUGUCCCCCUUGAGACUAAUGCCCCCAUGAGACUAAUGUCCCCUUGAGACAAGUGUCCCCCUUGAGACUAAUGCCCCCUUGAGACUAAUGUACCCUUGAGACUAAUGUCCACCUUGAGAUAAGUGUCCCCCUUGAGACUAAUGCCCCCUUGAGACUAAUGUACCCUUGAGACAAGUGUCCCCCUUGAGACUAAUGCCCCCUUGAGACUAAUGUACCCUUGAGACUAAUGUCCACCUUGAGAUAAGUGUCCCCCUUGAGACUAAUGCCCCCAUGAGACUAAUGUCCCCUUGAGACAAGUGUCCCCCUUGAGACUAAUGCCCCCUUGAGACUAAUGUACCCUUGAGACUAAUGUCCACCUUGAGAUAAGUGUCCCCCUUGAGACUAAUGCCCCCUUGAGACUAAUGUACCCUUGAGACUAAUGUCCACCUUGAGAUAAGUGUCCCCCUUGAGACUAAUGUCCCCUUCAGACUAAUGCCCCUCUUGAGACUAAUGUCCCCUUCAGACUAUUGUCCCCUUCAGACUAUUGUCCCUCUUCAGACUAUUGUCCCUCUUGAGACUAAUGUCCCCUUCCUCUGUUUGGGUUCAGGUUUGUAGUCCACAUGGAUCCAGAUGCCGUUUCCUCUGUUUGGGUUCUGGUUUGUAGUCCACAUGGAUCCAGAUGCCGUUUCCUCUGUUUGGGUUCUGGUUUGUAGUCCACAUGGAUCCAGAUGCCGUUUCCUCUGUUUGGGUUCUGGUUUGUAGUCCACAUGGAUUCAGAUGCCGUUUCCUCUGUUUGGGUUCAGGUUUGUAGUCCACAUGGAUCCAGAUGCCGUUUCCUCUGUUUGGGUUCUGGUUUGUAGUCCACGUGGAUCCAGAUGAUGUUUCCUUUGUUACGGUUCUGGUUUGUAGUCCAUGUGGAUCCAGAUGAUGUUUCCUUUGUUACGGUUCUGGUUUGUAGUCCAUGUGGAUCCAGAUGAUGUUUCCUUUGUUACGGUUCUGGUUUGUAGUCCACGUGGAUCCAGAUGCUGUUUCCUCUGUUUGGGUUCUGGUUUGUAGUCCACGUGGAUCCAGAUGAUGUUUCCUUUGUUACGGUUCUGGUUUGUAGUCCAUGUGGAUCCAGAUGAUGUUUCCUUUGUUACGGUUCUGGUUUGUAGUCCACGUGGAUCCAGAUGCUGUUUCCUCUGUUUGGGUUGACACACACCAAAGUUCUCUGCAAUAUUCUGCAUGAUGGGAUUCUUCCAGAUAACUUCUUUGAAUAUUCUUCCAUCUGCAAAUAAAGCACUGCGAUGUAUCUGAUGCUAUAACUGAUCUGCAUACUUGAAAUAUCAAUGCAAGUAUGGAAAAUGAAUUGUAUCCUUUUACUAUGUACACUUAUGUUGACAACAUGUAUUCUGGAUAUGUUUACAGUCUAUAAAUAUACAUUAAAAAUCUUUAUUUAUU
This is a messenger RNA of Cyclopterus lumpus (lumpfish), 6421 nucleotides long. It is a transcript of the gene cdk16, whose product is annotated as cyclin-dependent kinase 16. Gene Ontology annotation, biological process: protein phosphorylation; neuron projection development; exocytosis. Lineage: Eukaryota; Metazoa; Chordata; Actinopteri; Perciformes; Cyclopteridae. The record is from RefSeq and is a predicted model, not a curated record. Gene Ontology annotation, cellular component: synaptic vesicle; cytoplasm; nucleus. Gene Ontology annotation, molecular function: protein kinase activity; ATP binding. The transcript is spliced from 17 exons. Bases 216 to 1769 code for a protein of 517 amino acids.